Molecule: messenger RNA, 1265 nt
Organism: Rhododendron vialii
Lineage: Eukaryota; Viridiplantae; Streptophyta; Magnoliopsida; Ericales; Ericaceae
Product: SNF1-related protein kinase regulatory subunit beta-2
Exons: 4
Coding region: 218-1081 (287 amino acids)
Molecular function (GO): protein binding
Source: RefSeq, a predicted model, not a curated record
UCUGAUUUCUCUUACAUCCUAUAUUUAUUAUUCACCGUCUCUAUUGGAUAGUAUCUAUAAAAUAAUCAAGUCCGGUACUAUUUAACCAACAAAAGCCAAGCUAAUACUCCUAUUAAACUCAUUGGUCUAUUAUUACACUGGAAUAUAGAUUCUGGGUGGGUUCUUUUCUUCUUCUUGUUCUAGUAUUGGGUAGAGAGGGGUGAAUAAAUUUGGAGUGAUGGGAAAUGUCAAUGGCAGAGAAGAUGGAAGCACAGGUGGUGGUGGUGGUUCAUCUGGGGUGGAUGAGGACGGUGGUGCACCGGAUGAAAUGGGUGGUGCACCACCUCCUCACGGCGACGGUGGUGAGUUGAUGGGUCAGUCCCCACCUUCUAGCCCUAGGGCUGCUCAAUCCCCUUUGAUGUUCACUCCUCAGGUCCCGGUGCUGCCAUUACAAAGACCUGAUGAGCUGCACGUCCCAAGCUAUUCGUGGAUGCAGACUUCCACAAAUUAUGAAGACAUAGUUAGUGAACAAGGAAUUCCCACAAUGAUUACAUGGAGCUACGACGGGAAGGAAGUUGCUGUUGAGGGUUCAUGGGAUAAUUGGAAGACAAGAAAGCCUUUGCAGAGAUCAGGGAAGGAUUUCACCAUUAUGAAAGUGCUUCCAUCAGGGGUUUACCAGUACAGGUUUAUUGUUGAUGGACAAUGGAGGUAUGCACCUGACAUGCCUUGGGACCAGGAUGAAACAGGCAACGCUUACAACAUUUUGGACUUGCAGGAUUAUGUCCCAGAAGACAUUGAAAGCAUUUCUGGUUUUGAAUCUCCUCAGUCACCAGAAUCGAGCUAUAACAACUUCCAACCUGGUUCAGAGGAUUAUGCAAAGGAGCCACCAUUGGUUCCUCCACAUCUACAAUCGACUUUGCUCAAUGUUCCAUCAUCCUACAUGGAGAUUCCACCUCCCUUUUCAAGACCUCAACAUGUGGUGCUUAACCAUCUUUACAUGCAAAAAGGAAGGAGUAGCCCUUCUGUGGUGGCACUUGGUUCAACAAAUCGGUUUCUAGCUAAAUAUGUGACAGUAGUGUUGUACAAGUCCAUUCAAAGGUAAAAAUUUGCAAUACAUCUGAGUGGACGGAAGUUUUUACCAUUGUUAUGUAAGUGAUGAAACUACUGAAGGCCAAUGUUAUUCUGGAGGCUUAUAUGAACCCAAGGGAAAAAAGCCGCUAAGUAGACUUUGGAGUUUUAUGCGACAAAUUACAAAUGAUUGAUAACGACCAUUGGGCUGACAGGAA